AUGCGUUCUGCUUUCGCUUUGACGGGCCUGGCUAUCUUGUGUAACUUUAAUGUUGCCCUGGCAGGCCCAUGCAAGCCCCAUGGUGCGACCAGUCAUACCGAAGCAACAGUAACGACAGCUGGCCCGACCACUUCGGAGACAAAGGGACCCCUCGUUGUCAAGAACGUGAUUGGUAACGGAAAUUUCGCCCUCAGAGACCCCACCAACCCAAGCAACAUCCCCAACUACACCGUCGAAGGCCAGGGUCAAAUUGUCGAGAACAAGGGUUAUACUGGCGAUGGCAGCAAAGAGACGGGUUGUGUCGAGCUGCAAGCUGCUAACAGCCCUCCCGGACGUAAGCGAGCCAUUGGAAACAUCGUCAGCAUUUCUCAACAGCUUGACUCCCUCGACAUCAAGAAGAAGUACACUGUUCGCUUCUUUUAUGCUGUGGUUACUGCCAGCCAGAUCAAUGUCUGCACCCUAAGCGCUUCUAUCGCCGGCCAUCAAUUCUAUACAUCGACAAUCCUUAGUAUUGGAACAGCUAUCGACUGGAAUACUGUUCUUGAGCAAACCGAUGUUCCCAACACGCAGGGUGCCUUUUCAGUGUCGGUCAAUUGCCCGAUUGGUGGAGUUGCGGCUAUUUACGUCGACUCGAUCUUUAUGUCUAACCAGGUCACUCCUCAGACGAUCAACGAUAUAUCGAUUGACUAUGCUGAUGGAAAUGAUGUUGCUACUACGAGUGGGUUGCCGGUAGGAUCUACGACAUCCAAUGCGCCAAACAGUAACGAGAGCACCAACAGCCCAUCGACACAAACCAAGUCUUCCACUGGAACUGAUGCCGUCACUUCGGAGAUUGCACACCCGACAACUGGUCUUUCCAUGGGUUCUGAUACCGAGACUUUCCAUCCAUCAACCGAGUCUUUCAUCGGUAGUGAUACUGUAACCCACGGUUCUGAUGGAGCUCAGACCAAAGAACCUACAAGCGCGGCUGGCGAAUCGACUGCCUCUGAGCCUACUACACAGAACCCGCGAACAACAUCAGAGAGCGAUAUUCCGACUCUCACCCUGAACCCAACCACGAGUGCCCUGCAUCCGUCAACCACAAGUGACAUUUCCCCCUCGACAGAAAGCUCUUUACCAACUGGCUCGCGAGUCUGCCCCGUUGGAGCCCCUCCACCUGGAUACUGCAAGCCUGUGCAGCCAGAAGUAACCCAGACCGUGUCCCUGACAGGAAUUCCACAACUGUCUGACAAUGAUCGUCCUACCGCCCCCAGAGCCUGUUGGGCCUUUGGAAAGGCAAAGCAAGGUACAUGGGGUCGCACAAAGUCGAGCAACCCUCGACAAAACUCCAUCGCUGACUGUGCCCUCCUUUGCAAGCAAGAAGGAUCUGCUUGCAAGGCCUUUGCGUUGUAUAACUUGGGCGGGGAGACUAGCUGCUGGAUGCUUGGUGACAGACUGGGCGUCGUUGGUAUUGAUCUGAAUCAGCAGUAUUCUCUGAUGUGGAAUGAUUUCGAUUGCUUCGAGUGUCAGGAUUGUGAUAUCAAGAACCCAGCGGAUAUUGAGACUUCGACCUUCGCACCUUCAACCACCUCUCUUCCAGAAAUUAUGACUACAUCAGUGUCUCCCUCCACCCCUACUCUUUGUCCCAACUGCCAUCUCCAAAGCUCACCAUCUUCAAACCUUGUCUGUGAGAAGAUCGGUAACCUCGGCGCUGUUGAUCUCCAGCCUUAUGCCAACAAUGAUUUCGAUAAGGCCACUAUGCAGACAAACUCGGAACAGUGUGCGACUAUCUGUUAUCAGCUGGACGGCUGUGCUGCCUCAGCUCACGAUGCCGGGCGGGGACGGUGCAUCUUUACCAAUGUCGCCAUGACGAGCAGCGCAUUCCAGGAAGCACAGGCUUUGGACGGCCAUGAUUACAUUCUACCAUGGAGUUCCCAGGGCUGCUGGUCCUGCUCCAACGAUUGCUCAGUUCAGCAUGAUACUACCAGCCAGGCUCCUAGCUCUACUGAACAUAUCGUUGAACACACGACAAUAACCCCAACACGUACUGAACCUCUUACAACCUUCAUCUCUUCUUACGUCCCAACAACCACCGAGUCUGCCAUGCCUCAAUGCACCCUUGCUUUAUCCGAUGGAUGCACCUUCGAUCAGAACAACCAUAAUUAUCAAGACUGCAGUAAAUCGGGAACUAUGAAGAACACUUUUACACUCAGCGACAAUGAGUACCCCUGGCAAGAGGGCAUUAACAGUUACCAGAACUGUGUAGCCAUCUGCAACCAAAUGCCCCACCGCUGCAAGUCUUCCGCAUGGGAUCAGAACCAACAAGCGUGUGUCUUCUCCUCCAACUCUAUCUUUACCUCCGCGUUCACCUCCGGCAACGGAGACGACCAGGAUAUGGAUUGGAGUGACCAAAGUUGCUGGAAAUGCUUCUGCCACGACCAAGAUCGUGAUGCAUACUCUGCGUCGCUGAGAACUGCUCUCCCUACGGCGACUUGCACGCCGAGCAUUACGAGCGAGGACGCUGUUUGUUCGAUCAAGCAGGUUGACAACGGCGAUUUGGUCUGCCAACAUCAGGGUUACUUCCCAUGGCAAUGGGACGAGGCACCUUCCAAGUUUCCCAACCAAGAUUCAGAGGAGCGUUGUGCGGCUCUUUGUAACUCGAACCCUGACUGUCAAGCGUCAGGCUGGUCUGAGGAGUAUGGCAAAUGCGCUAUUGGAGGUUUCCAGCUUAAGGAUAUUACGUGGCAGCAGUUUGGUGAUACGAAGUUGAGCUGGAGUGAUAAGGGCUGUUGGGACUGCUCUGAGUGUAUUAAGAGUCAAAAAUGGCGUAUUUAUAACUAA
Fusarium odoratissimum NRRL 54006 is the source of this 2820-nucleotide messenger RNA. RefSeq lists its product as uncharacterized. The coding region runs from base 1 to 2820 and encodes 939 amino acids. The transcript has a single exon. Lineage: Eukaryota; Fungi; Ascomycota; Sordariomycetes; Hypocreales; Nectriaceae. The record is from RefSeq and is a predicted model, not a curated record.